This is a messenger RNA of Fonsecaea nubica, 1023 nucleotides long. RefSeq lists its product as hypothetical. The record is from RefSeq and is a predicted model, not a curated record. Bases 1 to 1023 code for a protein of 340 amino acids. NCBI's taxonomy places the organism in Eukaryota, Fungi, Ascomycota, Eurotiomycetes, Chaetothyriales, Herpotrichiellaceae. The transcript is spliced from 2 exons.
AUGCUUCAUAUCCUCCCCCCACCCAUUUCCCAUCUAGCAGCGCAGACCCCUUCCCCUCCCCCCCUCCAGCAACCUACCGCGCAACGACCAUUUAACUAUGCUACUGUUCCUGCUUCGGCACCAGCCCACAAAACCACCUUCGACCACGCCUCAAUCCACAACCGGCAACCCUCGUACAAUGGCCCGACGAGCUCUUUCGACGAAACUGACGAGAAGGUCACAUCCCCACGCCUGCAAAAACUUACCAAGGAUAUGGCAGGUGUCAUGAAAGCCCCUGAGGGUCCUUCGCUGGUUGGAGUGCCUCAAGGAGGCCAAUUCGUGGGGGUUCAAGCUACAACGCAGGACGAUGUGGGGACAUUCAACGGUGGCUCAUACCGCAUUUCGCAUCGAGACUCGAAUUCAAUAUUGACAAUACAGUUGGCCAUGGGGUGUCCUAUUACGGCAAAACCCGGAGUGAUGAUCGCAAUGAGCCCUUCAGUCAUGUUAAAAGGCAACGUUAAAUUCAGCAUGAAGAAGUUAUUGAUUGGUGGAGAAAUGGCACAUUCAACAUUCACGGGUCCCGGGGAGGUGUUGCUUGCGCCGAACACAUUGGGCGAUAUCUCGAUCCUUCGACUUGCAGGGAAUGAAACGUGGAGCCUUGGGCGCGACUCGUUCCUCGCCUGUACUCAAGGCGUGUUGAAAGAGUACAAGAGUCAGUCAAUCAGUAAAGCCAUGUUCUCCGGCGAGGGUCUAUUCGUCUAUAAGAUGUCGGGCAUUGGCAUACUGUGGAUGUCCACUUUUGGAGCGAUCUUGAGGAAAGAUCUCGUGGAUGGCGAAAAAUACAUUAUCGACAACGGCCAUCUUGUCGCCUGGAACUGCAAGUAUGUCCUCGAACGCGUCGCCUCCGGAGGUAUCAUUUCCGGAAUCAGCUCGGGCGAAGGUUUAGUAUGUAAGUUCACGGGGCCUGGCACGGUCUUCAUGCAGACACGAAACGCCGCCGCCUUUUCGGCAUUUAUCAGUGGGAAUGCACAUCGGGAGGUAUGA